GUAUAAAGUGAAGUAUGUGCGUGACUAGGUGAAGAAUGUAAUGAGUAAGCGGUACUAUACCAUCUAGGGUAAGAAAUUGAGUAGCGCAUCAUGGCGACCGCGCUGUGUACAUGUCUUCGAAAAAUAGCAAUUUGUCCUUUAAGAUGCUGGCAGAAUGGAUAUAUGAUCACAGCUGCAUAUGCAAAAGCUCCUGUUCCUGCAAUUAAGGUUAAACUGGGCUUCGAGGUGGAAAAAGACCCACACAAACUUGUCAACUACUUAUGUGGUGGCAACAUUUACAAAACGGGCGAGGAAAUCGAGCUGAAACCUGAAGAAGAAUACCCCGACUGGUUGUGGGAGUUACGCAUUGACAGGAAGGCACCUGACCUUGAACAGCUUGAAUAUGGAUCAUAUGAGUACUGGGCCAAAGCAAAAAAACUCUCUCUAAAAUCAAAAAAUGCUAUGCAAAAAAUGAGUUCUAAAAGGAAACAUAAGAAAUUUUAGCCAUAUAUUGAGUUUGUCAGCUUACUGAUGACGAGUGCGAAUCAUUGAAUUGUUUGUGGUUUGGAAUGAUGUUCAUUGUAUAAAAAUGUGGAACAAUG
Mizuhopecten yessoensis (Yesso scallop) is the source of this 581-nucleotide messenger RNA. RefSeq names its product 39S ribosomal protein L54, mitochondrial-like. Gene Ontology annotation, cellular component: mitochondrial large ribosomal subunit. NCBI's taxonomy places the organism in Eukaryota, Metazoa, Mollusca, Bivalvia, Pectinida, Pectinidae. Gene Ontology annotation, molecular function: structural constituent of ribosome. The coding region runs from base 91 to 483 and encodes 130 amino acids. The transcript is spliced from 2 exons. The record is from RefSeq and is a predicted model, not a curated record.